AUGACAGAGAAUGACCCAGAAAGAAGGUCUCAGGCCCAUCUGCAGAUGGCCAUGAUGAGUCAAGUUGGCUACGGAGUUACGCCAGAUAGCUUGGAAGCUCUGAGUCAUCUCCAGGAAGCAGCCAAAAGCAACAAGGUCGCCCAGGCUAUCUUAAAUCCUGUUAGGGCCGCCUUAAAGCCUGAUCAGAUGGAUACAGAUGUCCCAACAUCUCCUAUCAUUUACAGAAACCUCGACGUCUUUCAUGACGGUGUUGCUUGGAGAGAGGCUGGCAGUAAAGAAGCAGACCAAUUCAUCAAUCUUGGUCCCAUCAGCGUGGAAUCAUUCAAGAAAUUAGAGAUUCUAGUCAAGAAGGGCCGGUUUCAAUCUAAGGAGCUAUGUGAAGCUCUCACAGCUGCUUGCAGAGACGGAAAUCUCGACGCCGCGAUCCUACUUGCGCGACAAUGCGACGACCUUUCUCAUAUGGACUCAAAUAUGCCGAAUGCUUUGCACUGGUUGGUUCUCUUCAGUCAAGCUGAAGCUCUGAGUCUACUUGAGAUCAUGGUCUCUGGUCCAGAACAGACAAUUAAGGAGGAUCGUAUGAAAGUGAUACGAUCUCUACUUGCUGCUGAGCAUGGGCAAUUAAAUGUUCUACUUCCCCACAGAUGUAUGGAACUACGAGGGAAUCCACUCCACUGGGCGGUCAUCGCAGGGUACACAAAGCUUGCUGCAGAAUAUCUAAACCUGGGAGCUGAUGUCAAUAAAAGGAACGAGUGGCGGAAAACAAGUCACGAGGACGGCUACACAGAACAUAUUCCAAGCUUAAGCCCGCUUGAUCUCGCUGUGGCAGGUCACUACCCCGACAUGGUAAAGCUUCUUAUCGGCCAUGGCAGUGAGACUUAUGGGGGAGAUUGGCAUUGGACGCAUUCUCCGUUCCACAUGAUUGGAUGCAAUAUGAUUCCUUUCGGACGGUAUGUGGCUCACGGUCAGUCUUAUCGGGCUGCUCUGCGGGAAACAAUCCAGAUCCUGUUGCAAGCAGGACUAGAUAUCAAUGGCUUGGACAAUCUCAAACAAACACCACUAUUCUCGGCGGUCAAGAACAUGGAUCUGGAGGAAUACGUUCUUGAAGAACUAAUUCUAGCGGGAGCCUUGCCUGGAGAAGAAUGCGAAAAAAAUCAUGGCAAUGCGGUCGUCUGGGCUAUCAUAGACAGUGCUCACCGUCGCCUAUCGUGGAGGAAGAUACCAAUUCUUCUGCCAUUGGUCUCCGAUAUCAACGCGUGCACAGCUGGCGAUAGUGGCCUAAAUGCACUGCACUACUGCGCUGUUUUUGAUGCCGUACCUAUAGCCCAAAUUCUGCUCCAGUUACCAGCGAUUGAUGUGGAGGCAGAAAGCACUUUGGGAGCCACUGCUAUGCACUUCGCGACUCAGAGAGGGUCACUGGGUGUUCUAGAUCUGUUGAUCAAGAGGGGCGCCAACCUUCACCGGCGAGAACCUUUUGAGGCAGCGAUCUCAGGUGGACAAAUCGACGCCCUCCGGAUGCUACUUGACGCCGGGUCAAAGGCAUGGUGGAAAAGUCGAUCCGGACAGUCUAGGAACAUCCUUGGAUACGCAUUACGCGCCGAGGAAGUCAUCAACAAGGGUGACGAUAAUGGAUGGACGGCCCUUCACUACUGUGCAUACUAUGGAGACCUAGAUGGUGCCCAGGCACUCAUAGACUACGAUGCAGACGUCGAUACGGUUAAUGCGAUGGGUCAUACACCUCUCCAACUUGCAGUCAAAACCUACGAGGAGUUGACAGUAUACCUGAACGGGGUACCGCACUUCACAGACCAUCCACGUAUAUUUAAAGACAUAGAUGGCCUUGAAAGAUGGAGUCAUGACUACGUUGAGAAGGCACAACGUAUCGAGACUGUUUUCAAGGAUUCCUUGUUUGAAGUAAUCAGACUGCUUCAGCAAGCUGAACGAGAGAAGCACCCCGGUAAAGAAGUGAAGGAGGUGAGCCGAGGUCUAGGAAAGGUUCAGACAGAGGUGAUAACGACGCAGAAGGAGGUUAGAAACCACUACCGUUCUUUAGCAUUUACAAAGGCGCGACUGGAAGGCUACCCUGAGAGCUGA
Molecule: messenger RNA, 2091 nt
Organism: Fusarium musae
Lineage: Eukaryota; Fungi; Ascomycota; Sordariomycetes; Hypocreales; Nectriaceae
Exons: 2
Coding region: 1-2091 (696 amino acids)
Molecular function (GO): protein binding
Source: RefSeq, a predicted model, not a curated record